AUGAAAAACGGAGAGAAAACCUCUGCAUUUCCUCUGAAUAGUUAUGAAGUGCAUCCAAGAACAAUACCUAGUCGUGUAUUCAUGUUAAUCUAUGUAUGUGGAAUCAUAGCUCUACUUUAUCAUCAUCUAACUAGUCUCAGAAUCCAUUCAGUAGAUUUAUUACCAUCAAUCCUUCUGUUAAUUGCUGAUUUAGUUCUAUCCUUCAUGUGGGUUGCAUGUCAAGCUUUUCGAUGGUGUCCAGUUCGUAGAGAAGUUUAUCCAGAGAAUCUGUCAAAAGUCGUAGAUGAGGAUGAUCUCCCAACUUUAGAUGUGUUUAUUUGUACUGCUGAUCCAUAUAAAGAACCUCCUAUGGAAGUCGUGAAUACUGCGUUAUCUGUUUUAGCAUUUGAUUACCCUUCAAAUAGGAUAUCUGUUUAUGUUUCUGAUGAUGGGGGAUCUCAAAUGACUCUUUUUGCAUUGAUUCAAGGAGCAAAAUUUGCCAGAGAAUGGUUACCAUUUUGUAAAAAGCAUAAUCUCAGUAAGAGAUGUCCUAAAGUGGUUUUCAACCAGCAUGAUUCUGAUGCUGAUCAGCUUAGAUCAUGUAUCCCUCAAGAGGAGUUUCUGAAUAUGAAGAUUUUAUACGAGGAAAUGAGAACAAAGGUAGAGCAUGUUAUGGAACAAGGAUGUGUAGACGAUGAUAUGCUCGUUAAUGAAGAAGAGCGUCAAGUUUUCAGUAAAUGGAAAGUAAAUGGAUUUACUCGUCAAGAUCAUCCUACAAUCAUUCAGAUGCUCAUGGAAACCCUGAAGGAUGCUGAUGUCUCAGGGACAUCUCUACCUAAUUUUAUCUACCUUUCUCGACAAAAAAGUAAACAUAUUCACCACAAUUACAAAGCGGGCGCUCUGAAUGCAUUGAUAUAUUCGUGCAUCGGCGAUAAUGACUAGCGCACCAAUUGUUCUCUGCAUUGACUGUGACAUGUACUGUAAUAAUCCUCAAGCUCCACGUCUAGCACUGUGCCAUCUACUAGACCCCAUCGAAGGCUCAAAAAUUGCUUUUGUUCAAUUUCCUCCACGCUUCAGAGGGAUUAAUCCAAGUGACAUAUAUAAUAGUGAGUUCACAAGGCCGUAUAUAAUAAAUCCUGAAGGGUUAGACGGGAUUGGUGCUGUCAAUUGUGUUGGCAGCGGUCCCUUCGUUAACCGAAAAGCAUUUUAUGGUGCCCCAACUCAAUCGAAAGUAAACAUAUUCCCCGGAUUCAACGGUGAUCUUGAAGGUGCUUUGGAUAGAAUAACAAUGAGUAGUUCAAAACUAAUUUUGGAAGCAGCUAGUAGAGUUACAGAUUGCAAUUAUGAACGAGGAACAAAUUGGGGAUUAACUUUGGGUUUCAGAUAUGGAUCCAUGGUUGAGGAUUUUUUAACAGGCUUUCGGAUGCAAUGUGAAGGAUGGCGAUCAGUAUUUUGCAAUCCGACAACUCCAGCAUUUCUCGGAGAUUUCCCAAUCAGCUUGAACUUUUCGUUAGUUCAAGUGCAACGAUGGUCGCUUGGAUUGACUGAGGUUGGGUUCUCAAAGUAUUGCCCAUUCAUAUUUGGUACAAAAAACCAUUCUCUACUUAUGGGUAUGGCGUAUGGAUUCUAUUCAAUUUGGCCUUUGUGGGCAAUCCCUAUGAUCAUAUAUGGUGUUCUUCCACAGCUUUGCCUUAUACACAACAUAUAUUUGUUCCCUAAGGUCUCUGAUCCAUGGUUUUAUCUAUACACAUACCUCUUUUUAGCAACAUAUAUUCAAGAUUUUAUAGAGAGUUAUUAUGUAUAUGGUAUAAACCUCAAAAGCUGGUGGAACGAACAAAGAAUGUGGUUGAUGCGAGCAGCAUCGUCUUGCGUUUUUUCAUUUAUAGAACUCAUACUGUACCAAAUUGGUAUCACGCCAGAUUUCAGCCUUACAAGCAAAGUCAUCGACGAUGAGCAACAAAAAAGAUACAACCGAGAGAUAUUUGAUUUUGGAGUAGAUUCGCCAAUUUUCGUGAGCUUAUCAACAUUUGCAUUGGUCAAUUUAGUCUCAUUUAGUUUUGGGAUCAUGAAGAUAAUAUUUAUUGAUGGAAAAUUAGAAGAGAUGUUGGUUCAGUUGUUUCUAAGUGGAUUUGUGUUGGUGAAUUCCUGGCCUAUUUAUGAAGCUAUGGUGUGGAGAAAAGAUGGAGGAAGAAUGCCUGCGAAAGUAACUUUGAUAUCUGCUCUAAUCACAUUGGUUCUUUGUUAUGCGUCCGGAUUCGCUACGAAAUGAUAAUCCAUUAUGCCGAAAUUAUUAUUUUUUAAUUGUUUUCUUAUUGUUUGAAUUUGUCAAUUGGUAUUAGAAAGUACUGCUAUUGUUGUGCCUAAUAUCAACAAUUCUUCGGGAGAAGAAUUUCAUGGCAUAGGGUCAGAUAUGAAAAAUGCGCCGAAGCUUUACUUGUCUCAUGUGAUAUUGGAAAGUGAUUCUCAAGCCUCUAUUUUGAAGCUUCAUUUUGAACUGUU
This is a messenger RNA of Papaver somniferum (opium poppy), 2478 nucleotides long. Its product is annotated as cellulose synthase-like protein G3. Gene Ontology annotation, biological process: plant-type primary cell wall biogenesis; cellulose biosynthetic process. The record is from RefSeq and is a predicted model, not a curated record. NCBI's taxonomy places the organism in Eukaryota, Viridiplantae, Streptophyta, Magnoliopsida, Ranunculales, Papaveraceae. Gene Ontology annotation, cellular component: plasma membrane; trans-Golgi network. Gene Ontology annotation, molecular function: cellulose synthase (UDP-forming) activity; mannan synthase activity. Bases 1 to 921 code for a protein of 306 amino acids. The transcript is spliced from 6 exons.